CAAAAUAGAAAAAAAAACCAAAGUAAACAAAACUCUGAAACAUAAAACCAAGAGAAAAGCAAAACGCAUUAACUCAAGAGCAUUGAAAAAAAAAACCAUUGAUAUUAAAAACAUUGAUUGAUUGAGAAAUUGGAGGAGAAAAAGGCAAAUUAGAAACGAGCAAGUAUAUAGAAAGCUGCAUGCAUGUACGCGCAGAGCGAAUGCUGUAUAUUUGACGCAAUCGACAAGAAGCCACAGAACGCCAGCUAUUGACCAUAUUAUAAGUUAGAAUUUGUUGUUGCCGUUGCAGUGCCACCACAAGUGUUGCAAGAAUAUUUGAAUAUGCUCAGUUCGCUUGACGCGCUGGCGGGCAAAAUAGCGGCCACGCCCGGCACGGGCGCCGUGACUGGCGCCAAUAAGCCCAGCAGCAAUGGACAUCAUCACCCGCAUCAUCAGCAACAUCUGCACCAGCAUCAACACCAGCAGCAGCAGCAACAACAGCAACAAUUGCAGCACGGCCAGCAACAUGUGCCUGUGGACUACGAAUAUUCGGCAGUAGAAAUAGAACCGCCUGCAGAACAAUUGGCGAAUUCGCCGCGCAAUGAACGGGAACGCCUGCAACAGGCCCAACAGGCGUACGAGCAACAGGCCCAGGCAGAACUGGAGUUUGGUUUGGGCAAUGUUGAGAGCAAUUGCCACAAAAUGACGCAGCUGAAUCAUGGCGGCAAUAGCAGUCACAACCUGCACCAUGCCAGCAACAACAGCAACACCAAUUGCCAUGGCAAGCAUCACAACAACAACAACAAUAACAAUAGCAUCAGUAACAACAACAACAACAAUAAUAAUAAUAGCCACAGCAAUCACAAGUUGCAAAAGACUCAUCAUACGAACGUGCAUCAUCAUCCGUAUCAGCGACCCAUGCGACCUGUGUCGCCUGUCCAGCAACAUCAUCAUUCGCAGCAACAACCCCAGCAACAGUCGCCAUAUCAACAUCAACUCUCACAAUACGCUGCGCUGCAGGAUCAUCACGAGCUCUUGCAAUCGCAACAGGAGCUCUUCCACAAGCAGCUGGCCAACAUACAACAACUGCAACAACAGCAGCAGCAGCAACAGCAACAGGAGUUCCAACAGAUGCGCGAACGCGAGCGACAAUCGGCGGCGGCCGCCUCCUACGAUAACAGUAGCGACUAUGACUCCCAGCAAGAGUACAAAAUUUGCCUAAAGGAUAGUGCAUUUGGUAUGAGCGACAAGAGCAGCACCACCAACAGCCUGCCAAAUAGUCCCAUACAUAGCAACAACAAUAAUCCGUCACUACUGAACAAUAACAACAACAAUAACAGCAGCAGCUCCAAUUUGGGAAGCUCGCUCUGCAAUCAUCCCAACGGCAACAGCAACAACAACAGCAGUGUUAACGUUGCCACCAACGGCAUCAUGUCCUCGGCCGCUCUGGUGAAUAGCAACAGCAGCAGCAACAACAACAACAAUCCGUGCAGUGCCAAUCGCAAUGUUGUUGUCAGCAUGGAUGAUGAUACAUGCUUCCGUAUGGACGGCGAUAUAACUGUUACCUACGGCGAAAAGGAGCCCGAUCCGGACAAUAUUAAAAUGUUUGUUGGCCAGGUGCCGAAAUCCAUGGAUGAGGCGCAGUUGCGCGAAAUGUUCGAGGAAUACGGCCCGGUGCAUUCGAUAAAUGUUUUGCGUGAUAAGGCCACCGGCAUUAGCAAAGGUUGCUGUUUUGUGACGUUUUACACGCGCCGCGCUGCCUUAAAAGCCCAGGACGCUCUGCAUAAUGUGAAAACGCUGAAUGGGAUGUACCAUCCCAUACAAAUGAAACCCGCCGAUAGUGAGAAUCGCAAUGAACGCAAGCUAUUUGUGGGCAUGCUAAGUAAGAAAUUCAACGAGAACGACGUGCGUAAACAAUUCGAGGUAUACGGACCCAUUGAGGAGUGCACGGUUCUGCGCGAUCAGAACGGUCAGAGUAAGGGUUGUGCCUUUGUCACAUUUGCCACAAAACACGCCGCCAUAUCAGCCAUCAAAGCGACUCUGAGUCAAAACAAAAUCAUGGAAGGCUGCACCUCACCGCUGGUCGUCAAAUUUGCCGAUACACAGAAGGAGAAGGAGCAGAAGAAGAUUCAGCAGAUUCAGGCGAAUCUAUGGAAUCUGGCCACCAAUAUUAACAUCCCACUGGGUCAGACGGCCACCACAGUGUCGACGCCCAUACUGCCAAACCCACCGCAACAACCGUCGCCAGUAUUGGGCGCGGACGCACUGACGCCGGCCUCCAUACAACUGCUGCAGCAACUGCAGGCAGUGGGACUGCAACAGCAACUGUUGCAAGCUCUGACGGGCUUAGGCGCUCAGACCAGCAACUCGGCAACGGAUACGACGAAUGCAGCGGCAACGGCUGCUGCGGCCGCUGCUGGUUUGCUGCCACCGAUGACUGUGCAACAGCAAUUGGCGGCACUGGCUGCCAUGACACAACCUAGUCUGUCCAAUGCUGCCGCCGCAGCCUCAUCGCCAGGCAGUGCGCAAUUGACAAACACGGCCGCCUUGUUAUGGUCGGAUCCGAAUCCAUUGGCAUCGGCUUAUAUGUCAACAGCCGCUGGUUUACCGCAAUUUAGCACCGCCGCUGCUCUAUCCACAUCGCCGUUGGCCAGCGUUGCAUUGAGCGCAGCUGCCGCUGCCGCUGCGGGCAAGCAGAUUGAAGGUCCCGAGGGCUGCAAUCUGUUCAUCUAUCAUUUGCCACAGGAGUUUACCGAUACAGAUCUGGCCUCGACAUUCUUGCCAUUUGGCAAUGUCAUAUCGGCCAAGGUGUUUAUCGAUAAACAGACUAGCUUGUCCAAGUGUUUCGGGUUCGUUUCGUUCGAUAAUCCGGAUUCGGCGCAGGUAGCCAUUAAGGCUAUGAACGGUUUCCAGGUUGGCACAAAACGCUUGAAGGUGCAGCUGAAGAAGCCCAAGGACGCCUCCAAGCCGUAUUAAGCAGAGAAGAGCGGGAGUAGCUGCCACAUCCUACGACAUCAAAAGAAAGAACAACAACAAGAAAAAACCAAGAUCUGUUUUUAAUAUAUUAAAGCAUAUAUAGGAACGUCCCAUGUCGUAAUACCAUUUGAGCGGCAGCGGCGAAGGAAGCAUACUUUUAAGGACGUGUCUAAGUUAUGAAGCGAAACACCAAUUGUCAAAUGGAGUAAAUGAAGUUGCCUACAAGUAAUAAGUCAAGCUCGGUUUUGGCCACAAAAGCCUACGUUAUUCCAUGUGGACGUCUCUCGAGCAAGUUCGAAGAAGCGGGAACAAAAGUUUUCCCAAAAAUAAAACCGAAAAUGCAAAGUCAAGUGAUGCAGCAAGCAAGCAAGUCAAAAGUUUUAUGGCAACGUUCUCAUUAUCUAGCAUACCGGUCUCUCAAUUGUAAAUAUAUUUUACGCUUCGGUCCUCGAAAAUGCCGCCCAACGAUUGCUGUCAGCAGUGCAUGCAAAUUUUCGAGCGAGCCUCCUUUGGCCAACUGUAAAUUUUCAGCUGUCAAGAAUAUUUGUAUAAAAAAAAUGAAACCAACAAAUUGUAAAAUUGACUUUCAAAGAAAUUGGCUCGAGAAAUAUAAAAAUUAUGGUAAAAAUUUAGAUUUGCUUAAAAAAA
Scaptodrosophila lebanonensis is the source of this 3603-nucleotide messenger RNA. RefSeq names its product CUGBP Elav-like family member 2. Lineage: Eukaryota; Metazoa; Arthropoda; Insecta; Diptera; Drosophilidae. The transcript is spliced from 11 exons. The record is from RefSeq and is a predicted model, not a curated record. Gene Ontology annotation, biological process: regulation of alternative mRNA splicing, via spliceosome; mRNA splice site recognition. Bases 322 to 2955 code for a protein of 877 amino acids. Gene Ontology annotation, cellular component: ribonucleoprotein complex; cytoplasm; nucleus. Gene Ontology annotation, molecular function: mRNA 3'-UTR binding.